AUGGAUAACGUGAGAGUUUUCAAGCAACAGGCAAUGCUUGAUGAUUGUCAAAAACUUCUGGGUCAAAAAUACAAAUUAGAUAAAGCAGAUAAAUAUGGUAUCACACUGUUGCACAUUGCUGCUACAAAGUCUUAUGAAAAAGUUGUCCGAUUAUUAAUUAAUAAUUCAGUUAAUGUUGACGCUAUAGAUGAGACAGGUGCAACAGCACUUCACUUAGCAGCAAAACAUUCUCAGGGUUUAAUUAUAAAAUUACUUCUUGACGCCGAAGCGAACCCUUGUCUUAUAGAUAAAUUUGGACGCAAGCCUAGUGAAGUUGCACGUGAAACAGUUAUUCGUCUGGCAUUAAUUCGAGCUGAAGAAAAGUACAAACGAUACGAACAAAGUGAAGAUUCUUUAGAAGAAGAUCAAGAAAAUUCUCAAACAGAAGAUGAUGACAAACGAUUAUUCACGAUAUUGGAGUGA
Molecule: messenger RNA, 462 nt
Organism: Didymodactylos carnosus
Lineage: Eukaryota; Metazoa; Rotifera; Eurotatoria; Philodinida; Philodinidae
Source: the annotation of a GenBank genome assembly